Messenger RNA from Closterium sp. NIES-65, 504 nucleotides. The record is from the annotation of a GenBank genome assembly. NCBI's taxonomy places the organism in Eukaryota, Viridiplantae, Streptophyta, Zygnematophyceae, Desmidiales, Closteriaceae.
AUGGAGCUGACGGCAAGGCGGAAGAAGAAGGCGGAGGAGCUGCCUGAAGGACAGACGGGGACUGUGGCUGGAGCGGCGACGACGAAGGUUGCGAUGGCGACAACCGGGCCUGCGGAAGAGGAAGAGGCGGCGGCGUGGAGGGCCCUCGCACCAACGAUCGAGGAGGACGCGGUAGAGGCAGAGGAAGGAAGGGCUGACGGCGAGUACGGCGGAACGAGUGCUGCUGACGCGGUCACAGAAGCGCAUGAGUGCGCUCAGGAGGGGAGUGAUACACCGGCUGGGCGACUCGAAGCCGCGCGAGAGGAGGCAGAAUCGCCUGAGGACCGCCGAACGGCGGACGAUCGACCGUGGGGCGAGCGCCGUGGAUGCCGGCAAGACGAGCGGGCGCAACCCACGGAGGGCGAGAAGGGAACAAUAGCGCAGGCAGGGGAGGAGCGCGCGGAGACCAAGGCAGGAGACGGGGAGGAAGAGGGGGGAGAGGGCCCGUCGUGGGCGGAGAGCUAG